Etheostoma cragini (Arkansas darter) is the source of this 4970-nucleotide messenger RNA. RefSeq names its product roundabout, axon guidance receptor, homolog 3 (Drosophila) (gene robo3). Lineage: Eukaryota; Metazoa; Chordata; Actinopteri; Perciformes; Percidae. Gene Ontology annotation, molecular function: protein binding. Bases 513 to 4718 code for a protein of 1401 amino acids. The transcript is spliced from 28 exons. The record is from RefSeq and is a predicted model, not a curated record. Gene Ontology annotation, cellular component: plasma membrane; axon. Gene Ontology annotation, biological process: cell-cell adhesion; axon guidance.
CAUUCCCAGUAGCGGUGAAGAGCGGAGGAACAGCGACAGUAGCUACAGAAAGAAGAAACGGAGCUCUGUGUCUAACAAAGUGGAGUUUUUUUUCCUCUCGGGAUGACUCCGUGUACUUUGGGACUAAUUCCCUCUCAGGGGAAGCCGUUAUGAGUGUUUCUCCCCCUGUGAUAUUCAUGUGAAAACGGGAGACAACGGGACUGACUGACCGGGGGAGCCGCCUGCCACUCACGGCCGCCUCUCCUCUCAUCACUUGCGGCUUGCUUCUCACGGACUAGUCGCCGGGUUUAGCAGCCUUUUGGAGCGGUCGAAAAAGUUACCAUGUUUAAUAAUUGAACUUCUUAUUUGAUUCUACAGCGGCUGAGAUGCCGCCUGGGGGGGUGGAAGCUGUUUUCAUCCCAUAGACUGGAAGCGGUUUGCAUCCCGUCUGUCUGGAUCUGUAACACCGCUCCUGGACAUCCUGUCUCACUAACUGACCGAGCUUAUCUACCUAUGAAACACCCGAGUGUAUAAUGGAGUACAGCCAGACGUUGGUUCCCCUACUGGUUUUAUUUGCACUCACAACUUUGGCAUAUGGAUCUCGACCCAGGCUAGAGGAUGCGCCGCCCCGCAUCGUAGAACACCCAUCUGAUCUGAUCGUGUCCAAGGGCGAGCCGGCCACCCUCAACUGUAAGGCCGAGGGACGGCCGACUCCAAUGGUGGAAUGGUACAAAGAUGGUGAGCGCGUCGAGACAGAUCGGGAGGACCCUCGAUCCCACCGGAUGCUCUUGCCCAGCGGCUCCCUCUUCUUCCUGCGAAUUGUACACGGGAGGCGAAGCAAACCCGACGAGGGCAUCUAUGUGUGUGUGGCGCGCAACUACCUGGGCGAGGCUGUCAGUCGCAAUGCAUCGCUGGAGGUGGCAAUUCUUAGAGAUGACUUCCGUCAAACGCCUAGUGAUGUGGUGGUAGCAGCAGGUGAGCCGGCCGUCAUGGAGUGUAUACCCCCCCGAGGCCAUCCUGAGCCCACCAUCUCUUGGAAGAGAAACAACAUCCGUGUCAAUGACCGAGAUGAGAGGAUCACUAUGCGAGGAGGCAAACUGAUGAUUUCCAACACCAGGAAAAGUGAUGCUGGCAUGUAUGUGUGUGUUGGGACCAACAUGGUUGGAGAGAAAGACAGCGAUCCCGCUGAACUGGUGGUGUUUGAGAGGCCAGUGUUCACCAAGCAGCCGGUGAACCAGGUGGUGCUGGCAGACGAUACGGUGGACUUCUUCUGCGAGGUGCAUGGGGACCCGACUCCGACUGUCCGCUGGCGGAGAGAGGAGGGAGAGCUGCCCCGGGGCAGGUUUGAGAUCCGCAGCGACAACAGCCUGCGUCUGACUCAGGUGCGUGGUGAGGACGAGGGCACUUACACCUGCGUGUCAGAGAACAGCGUGGGCAAAGCAGAGGCAUCGGGCACCCUGCAAGUGCAUGUCGGCCCAUCCAUGCCCCCUCAGAUCGUGGUUCGGCCGCGAGACCAGAUCACCGCUCCGGGUCGCACCGUAACCUUCCUCUGUGGCACAAAAGGAAACCCUCCGCCAGCCGUCUUUUGGCAAAAAGAAGGCAGCCAGAUCUUGCUGUUUCCCAUCCAGGAGCCGUUACAGUCGGGCCGAUUCUCUGUGUCGCUGAGCGGCGAGCUCACCAUCGCCGACGUCCAAGUGGAAGACUCGGGCUAUUACAUCUGCCAGGCCAUCAGCGUGGCCGGCAGCAUCCUGACCAAAGCCCUGCUGGAGGUGGAAAGUGCGCCUUCGGACCGCGUCCCGCCGAUCAUCCGCCAGGGGCCGGCCAAUCACACGUUAGCUCCCGGUUCCAACACUCAGUUGCACUGCCACGUCAUGGGCAACCCCAUCCCCAGCAUCCAAUGGGAGAAAGACGGCCAGAGGAUCCUGGGAAACGACGGCCGUGUCAGCUUGAUGGAAAACGGCACCUUCCAAAUCACCAAUCUGCAGGAAACGGACUCUGGGGUUUACACCUGCGUGGCUUCCAGCUCCAGUGGAGAGACGAGCUGGAGUGGAGUGCUCACAGUCAAAGAGAGUGCAGACCCAUCGGUAGCCCAGGCCACUGAGCCCUUCCAGUUGCCAGGUCCGCCGCACAAACCCAUAGUCACAGACGUGUCCAAGAACAGCGUCUCUCUGACCUGGCAACCCAACGCCCACGAGGGAGGAGCCGCCGUCACCUCAUACAUCAUCGAAGCCUUCAGCCAAUCAGCAGGCAGCACAUGGCAGACUGUAGCCGAUAUGGUCAAGAUGGAAACGCACACAAUCACCGGCCUCCUCCCCAACACCGUCUACCUGUUCAUUGUCCGAGCUGUCAAUGCAUACGGCCUGAGCGACCCGAGCCCCAUCUCUGAGCCCGUCAGAACACAAGAUGUGAGUCCUACGGGUCAGGGAGUGGACCACAGGCAAGUACAGAGGGAGCUGGGAGAGGUGGCCGUCCAGCUGAAAGAGCCGCUUACCCUGACAACAACCUCCAUCCGAGUGUCCUGGACUGUUGACCGUCAGUCUCAGUUCGUCCAGGGCUACCGUCUCUUCUACCGCCCCAGUGGGGGAACCUGGCUCCUCCUGGACAUCAACUCCCCCUCAGAACGCAGCAUCGUCCUCCCCAACCUGCUCAAGGGAACCGAGUACGAAAUCAAGAUCCGUCCCUAUUUCGAUGAGUUCCAGGGAAAGGAUAGCCGGACGUUACUGGUUCGGACUCCAGAGGAGGUCCCCAGUGCCCCACCCAGAGCUGUCACAGUGGCAACAGUGAAGCUAAGCAACAGCUCCAGCAUCAGCGUCUCCUGGGAGCCUCCACCCAGCGAGAUGCACAACGGCGUCAUCCAGGAGUACAGGGUUUGGUGCGUGGGCAGCGGCGGUGACAACCAGACACGCUACUACAUCAACAAGACGGUGGACGGAAACACGCUGUCCACAGCGCUGAAAGGCCUGAUGCCCGGCGUGCUCUACCAGGUGGAGGUGGCGGCGGUGACCGGCGCCGGAAUCGGCACCCGCAGUCAGCCGGUGUCCAUCCUCAUCAAGCUGCCAGCUGAGCAGCCAUCCAUGCCAGGCGGCGCCGGCGACAGCAGCGAGGAGGGCAGCGUGAGUCUGGCCGAGCAGAUCACAGACGUGGUCAAGCAGCCGGCGUUCAUCGCGGGCAUCGGUGGAGCGUGCUGGGUCAUCCUCAUGGGCUUCAGCGUCUGGAUCUACUGCCGGCGCAAGAAGAGGAAGGAGCUGAGCCACUACACGGCCUCCUUCGCCUACACACCAGCAGUUGGUUUCCCUCAUGGAGAGGGAACAGGACUCAAUGGAAGGCCUGGCGUGCUGGGAGGCAGCAUGGGCAACUACCCGUGGCUAGCAGACUCUUGGCCUACCACCAACCUGGUCCACAGCGGUAAAGAGGCAGUCAACUGUUGCACCGCCAACCACGACACGGCUGAGAGAUACUACAAUGAAGCCGGUAUCUCCAACUACCUUAAUCAGACAGAGAAGUACAGCAUGGGCGGCUCCACCGAAGGUCCCAUCUACAGCACCAUCGACGCCACCAACGAAGACCUGCACGGCUUCACCUACGCCCAGCACACCUCCACGGCUCCCUACGCCUCCACCUCCAUUAUGCCUUUCACUAACCAGACGCAGGCGCCGGCCCACAGCAGCGAGCAGCAGGAUGGCGGGCACUGGAUCCCCCAACCGGGGCCCUCUGGAGCGCAGUAUGCCCAGCCGGACCGCUGCAGUGGUAAGCCCAAGCAGAAAGCGAUGGGUAAGGCUGUCAAGACCCCGUCCCUGACCUGGAUGGAGGCUUUGCCGCCACCUCCCCCCAUUGGAGAGCUGGAUCAUUGUGAGCCGGACAACCUACUUCCAGAGCACGAGGACAUGGACAUUGGCUCGGAUGAGGAGUGGUGUCCCCCCCUACCUGAGAGGACCUACCUGACUGAGGGCUGCGAGGAUGGACCCUCUGCCCCGCCGAGGAACGACUCCUCCCCAGUCACCUCCUACAGUCAUCAGUCAACCGCCACGCUCACCCCGUCGCCCCACGAGGAGAGCCGCGCCCCCCACGAGCUGCCCCGCCUCAGCCAGCCAGAUGGCCAGCUACUGUCCCGAAGGUUACUGUGCGGUCCAGUGCCAGUUCCCCAGGCGCCCGGCCCGCUGCUCACCCAGUCCAACCCCAACCUCUCCGGCCAACAGCAUCACUGCUCAUCAGAGUUUGGCACACUGCAGUGCCAAAGUCCUGCCCAUCGCUGCCUCCACAGCCAGGGGCCAGCUCUGAAUGAAGACAACGUCAGCGGCACUACACCCGUGCACAGUCGCUCCUCCCCAGCAGAUCCAUGCACUCCCCCUAACCAAAAAUCACGCGUGAAAAAAAAGGUGUCUAAGGGUUCAGCAUACAGAAGAGAUGUACAAGGAGACCUGCCCCCGCCUCCGGAGCCGCCCCCAGGGGAGGACCGGUUGCAGGGCCCCCAGGGCUGCGUGGAGGCCGGCAACGUGGCGAACGGCGCUCUGUCCUCCCUGGAGAGAAGCGAAUGCAGCAGCAGUAGCCACCAACGGAAAGGCUCGGGACAAAGACACACUGAGAAUGAGGAGAUGAUGGCGUACAGCAGCAAGGCCGGUUACCUUUCCAGGAGUCAGAUGUCCAGUAACUGCUCGACCACAGGAAGCUCCUCCUCCAGAGGCUCCACGGGCUCCCGGGGGCUCCACUCGGCCAGGAAACACAACGAGGAAAUGAGAUAAGGACACCAGUGACGCGCCGCCUCCGUCAUCCACCAUCUUUCCCCCGUGGACACAAAAAGCUGGACAAGAGGACACUUUUUGUGUUCCAGGAUACCAGACUCUGUCAGUUGCUGUGAAAGAAAGCUACAACGAACUUUACAUCAUGUUUUUUUUUUUUAUUCUUUUUUUUUCUUUUUUUUUUUUUGAGGGUAUUAGAGUAACAAUUAUUUAUGAGAAACAGAGUUCAUGCCUCUCCCAUGAUUUGUAAAUACC